AUGGAGAACCCCGUUGUGCGCGAUAGCGACGAGUGGAACACGCUGGAAUUCGCUCUUCAGCUGCGCUGUCGGAGCUCAAGGGUCACCCUGCUACAGGCGUGGAACGUCACAAAACCGGAUGCUGUCUCCGUAUUCAGCCGAUGGGUUCAGACCACUCCCAUAGUCGAGGCUUUCAUAGACGCCACCGCCCUGGAUCGCAACAACUCAACCCAGGACGUGUGUACUCGUGGCUUUGAGAUCGGCAGCAAUGGGUUCAAAGUCAGCAUUGGCAACAUACAUUGCCCGAACUUCCCACUGCUGCGUUCAACGCUGCGAGAAGGCUCAACAUCGGAUACCAAGAGCGGUGCCCUCGACGACAAAGGCCAGAUCCUGCCGCCUAAAAACGCCACCACGACGAACAUAAUGUACGGAGAUAGGAAGGUAUACGAGUACUUCGUCUGCGAUGUCGCGUUGGGCAAGGCCAUUUCGGCAUCCGACGAGAUCGAGGCACAGCGGCUGCGGCUCACGAUGCCCGUUGAGUACGACAGCAUCUACCUCGAGAAUAACGGUCAUGAGCGCCUGUUGGAUGUGACUGCACUGUCUAGGCCCCGCGAAGCGCUGGCGUCGUUGGAUAACCGACAUGAGGACUCCUUUUCGGAAGGCGUCCUCCCGCAGUUUGCGUUCCGCCGGGAGUACAUUAUCUACGGCGCGUCACAGAUACUCGCACGGUACCUCAUACAGUUCGAGUUCGACCCCACCGCGGAGGAGACGUUCGCGCUGCCUCUCUGUGACAGCUGCCAGAACGACGCCGCUACAAUAUACUGCCCUUCGGACACGGCCCGGAUAUGCAGGAAGUGCGACGAAAAGCUGCACUCCCAAAACAAGGUGGUUUCCCGCCAUAUCCGAGUGCCGCUUAAUCAGGUUCGACCAUGA
Molecule: messenger RNA, 912 nt
Organism: Babesia ovata
Lineage: Eukaryota; Apicomplexa; Aconoidasida; Piroplasmida; Babesiidae
Product: zinc finger containing protein
Exons: 5
Coding region: 1-912 (303 amino acids)
Molecular function (GO): zinc ion binding
Source: RefSeq, a predicted model, not a curated record